Molecule: messenger RNA, 441 nt
Organism: Cynara cardunculus var. scolymus (artichoke)
Lineage: Eukaryota; Viridiplantae; Streptophyta; Magnoliopsida; Asterales; Asteraceae
Product: protein PELPK1-like
Exons: 1
Coding region: 1-441 (146 amino acids)
Source: RefSeq, a predicted model, not a curated record
AUGGUUCAUUCCCACCUCACUUCCUUUCUUCUCAUACUAGUUUCAAUCACUUUGGCAUCAAUCGAUGAUCGGAUAAUAUGUGUUGAGGCACGUAAUCUUUCGGCGAUGCCUGAGGUUCCAAAGCCUAAACUUCCUGAGCUUCCAAAGCCCACACUUCCUGAUAUUCCAAAGCCCACAGUUCCUGAGAUUCCAAAGCCCACUGUCCCUGAAAUCCCAAAACCAACAAUUUCGAAGAUUCUAAAGCACAUAGUCCCUAAGAUCCCUAAACCCGCAGUUCCUGAGAUUCUGAAGCCCAUGGUCCCUGAGAUUCCGAAGCCCGCAUUUCCUGAAAUUGCCAAACCCACACAUCCUGAGAUUCCAAAAUCCACACUUCCUGAGAUUCCCAAACCCACAUUUCAUGAGAUUCCAAAGCCUACAGUCCCUGAGAUCCCAAAACCAUAG